AUGGACGAGCAAAGCAGGGGCGCCAAGCCAUCGCCUUCUCUCAAGGCCAGGUCUCGCACACCGAAAUCGAAGGGUGCCUCGGUGAGCCUAAGCGAUGACAGCAGUGCGGGAACCGAGUCCAAGGAGCCUCGCAGCACUAGCUCCCGUAAGAAGGCGUCGCAGCAGAGGCUGGCCAAAGCCAGUCUAGCGGAAGGCUCCGAUUCUGGAUCAAAUAUUGCAGCCGACAACCUCGGGUCUGGCCCGAUCCAUCCACGCGCUUCGGGUAUCAAAGAUUCAUCAGUACUGCAGGGACGACGUGGCGUUCGAAGGCGGAGUAAGACCACGUGCAAGUGGGUCGCAGCCGAAGCUGCGGCCAUCAUGGCGAUCACGUGCGCGCUCCUCCUCUACCUAAUGCCGCGCUCGGCGAUCACCAGUGCAUUGAGAGGCAGCAGGCCAUGUGUCACGCCGAGUUGCCGCGACCAAGCCGACACCAUCGCCGCCUGGGUGAACGAUAGCGUCGAUCCGUGCGACGAUUUCGAGGCGUACGCCUGUACGCGUUGGACGCCAAAAAUCGAAGGUGCAUGGGCCGGCUCGGCCAUGAUGUGUCAUGCCGAUCAUUACUGGAUUCGGGAGUUUCGACAGCGACUCGAUGAAGGCGCGAACAGCUUGCCCAUCGCGAAACGAUUAGCGAUACUCUUCGACUCUUGCAUGAAGAAGCGGACCACGGAAGAGGCCAGAAGAGAAGUUUCCGAGAUUCGAGAAUUCAUGCGGGACCUCAAGAUUCCCUGGCCAGAGCCACCUUUGCCAGGAGUCGAACCGUUGGGCGUCAUGCUCGAUCUGGUGUUCAACUGGGACAUCGAUAUCUGGUUCCGAGUCGAUUUGUCGCGACACACCACCGACAUUGCGGAUAGAAGAAACCUGCUCCUGCAGCCGGCAAUGGUCCUUAGUGCGCGAUGGCAUAACGUGGCAGGCAUCUUGCACACGGACAAGUUCGUAGAGUAUUGGUCCGGUUUUCACCGAGCAUUUGCGUCCGAUGAAACGAUGCGACCCCUCGGUGCCAUUCUGAACAUCAGCAGAAUGCAAAAAACGAUCUACAGGGACUUCAUCCACGUUGAAAACGGCGAGUUAAAGCAUCCUACGCACACUUUACUCGGAGACAUCCGCAGUUACACAACUCAUAUUUCUGUCCGUCAAUGGACUGACGCCCUAAACGAUAACUUGGUCGGCCACGGAAAGUUCGUAUCGUCGGACGGCGUGACGGCCAUGGAUGCAGAACUUCUCGCUGUCGUGGACAGGAUGUUUGCCAACUUCAGCCGCGAGCAACUUCUCGACCACGUCUCGUGGGAACUCGUACAGCUAAUCGCUCCGCUCGCCGGCACCGAGUUGCUCUUGGCUAAGUACGGCAGCGAGAGACGGGCCCAGAUGGAGGGGAGCAACUUCUGCUCCACCCAAAUCGAAAGAGCGUAUCGCUGGCUUGUCACGGCCGUAGCACUGCUGCCGCAGUUUGACGCCUCGGCGAGGGCGUUUCUGGACGAGCAGCUGACGAACAUCACUGAAGCUGCCAUCGCGAAAGUGAACGGAGUCUUGUGGGCCGACAAUGGGUCGGUGGAAAUGGUUGCCAACAAGCUGAGGAAUCAGCGAGCUAUCAUCUGGCCGCCGAACGAGCCUCUGGACGACGAUGUUCUCUCCAAGACUUUCGACUCCUGGUUCUACAAGAACGCAACAUUUACGCAGCAUUGGAUCAGAUCGGUCACGAAGUGGCGUCAGAUGCGCAGAAGUCCCACCUACAAGCGCAGCAACGACUCUCCACGGUCGUACGCCUUUCCGCACUUCGAGUACGACCCCUUGUCGAACGUGGUUCGGGUGUCAGCGUCGGCUCUCUUCUCCCCUUGGUACCAGGCUGCGGGCAGUAGAGCCGCUUUAUACGGCGGCAUUGGCUUCACGUUCGCGCGAGAAAUGGUCAAGGCUUUUGACGCGCCUGCGUUCGACCGCGACGGUAAGUUUCUCGACACGUGGCCUACGGAGAUUUGGAAGGAAGCCUCGGCCGAUAAGGCGUCGUGUCUGCGACCCGAGUUCGAUGCGGUCUUUCCCGAGAUUCCCGCUCUGGAAGUUGCGCACGCAGCUUUCCUGGCGUCAUCCACCGACGGCGCGGCGAUUUCCAGGCAGUGGAGCGCCGAACGAGUGUUCUUCGUCACGGCCUGCUUCACGAUGUGCAACUUACCGAACACGUUGAGACGCUUUCGCGCGGACUGCAACAAGGCAUUGAGGAACUUUGCUCCUUUCGCGGCGGCCUUCAAAUGUCCGCCAAAUUCGAGGAUGAACCCUAAAACGAAAUGCUCCUACUUCGACUAA
Messenger RNA from Rhipicephalus sanguineus (brown dog tick), 2331 nucleotides. RefSeq names its product phosphate-regulating neutral endopeptidase PHEX. Gene Ontology annotation, cellular component: plasma membrane. NCBI's taxonomy places the organism in Eukaryota, Metazoa, Arthropoda, Arachnida, Ixodida, Ixodidae. Gene Ontology annotation, molecular function: metalloendopeptidase activity. Gene Ontology annotation, biological process: protein processing. The record is from RefSeq and is a predicted model, not a curated record. The transcript is spliced from 3 exons. The coding region runs from base 1 to 2331 and encodes 776 amino acids.